Theobroma cacao (cacao) is the source of this 1341-nucleotide messenger RNA. RefSeq names its product F-box protein SKIP8. NCBI's taxonomy places the organism in Eukaryota, Viridiplantae, Streptophyta, Magnoliopsida, Malvales, Malvaceae. Gene Ontology annotation, molecular function: protein binding. The record is from RefSeq and is a predicted model, not a curated record.
UUCAAAAAAGAAGAAGAAAAAACUAUAAGUAAAAUCUCCGAAUUAAGGAAAAACCAAAAAGAAUUUCUCCGUCCUAUUUGAUUUUCCUUUUCGGAAUCAGUGGAGAUUUCUAGGGUUUUAUUUCAUGUACUGCGAAGCUUUAAUGUCUUAUGAAUGGAGAUUGCCUAUAGCCUCUCCAUCGCUCUCCAAUCCCAUCAGCAGUUGAUCAUAGCCACAAUCAUCACUCUCCUUUCCCUCCUCCUCGCCGUCCGAUCAUUCUUCAAGAGACCCCACAAAUCCAACGCCCUCCGUCCCGUCACGUCGACCGGUAAAAAGGAACCUGAAGAAGCCACAUCCUCGCCCCCCUGCAACUGUUCUUGCUCCUGCAACGGAACUUCCCAUUCCGCGGUGUUCCUGAACGGCGGUAGUGCUGGUCCGCUGCAGGAGGGUAUGGUGACGGCGGAUGUUUCCAAGGUAGCUGCGGAGAGACAGAGCGGGGCGUCGAUGAUGGAGCAGUUGGUGCCGGAGAUUACGACGCACGCGCUCAGUUACUUGGAUUAUCCGAGCCUUUGCAGGCUUUCUAUGACUAAUUCGCUGAUGAGAAAGGCUGCUAAUGAUGAUAAUGCAUGGAAAGCGCUUUAUCACAAGGAUUUUACUUUGGAGCAAGAUAGUGUAACACCAGUUAAUGGGUGGAAGGCAUAUUAUGCAGCUACAAGAGCCAUAAUGAAUGUUAAUGCAGAAUUCUUUAACAUCAUCAGAGAUAGGUCGCUUCAAGCAAUGAGUCGUUUUUGGCUGAAUGCGGAUUAUGUAAAGUGUGUUCAUGCAUCUGGAGAACUCUUUUCAGGGUAUAAUGCUGUAAUACAAAGUUGGCAGCUUGCUUUUAAUUGGGAGCAGGGGGUUGAUUUUCAGGUUAUAGAUGUUCGAGCCCGGGUACUGACCGACAUGGCCUGGGUUACCAUGAAAACCUUUGUUGACAUGGAUAAUGGGGCAUUUAACAUGACUAACGUCUUUGAGUUCCAUAAUGGACGGUGGUACCUGGUGCAUCAUCACAGCUCAGUGAUGCUUGCGGAUGGGGACGUGGAACAACAGAUUGUUCAUGGAUAACAGAAGAUGAAGAGUUAAAUACAAAUUGAUAAUUUUUAGUACUAGCUUCAAAACAUAGUACUAGUGUUUGUUAGCAAAAGCAAGUUGCUUGAAAUUUCUCUGGAAUUUCUUUCAAAGAUAUUUCUUUUCCGGCUUUGCAACCUCAUUUUUGGGUAUUUUGUGGUAAAUAGGUGCCCUUUUACGAUUUAGUCUCUUUGUAUUAUUUCUUUGCUUCCUAAUGAUCAUAAUUUUGGAUGUAUAUAUAUCAACAAUUCUUCA